AGUGAUGUAAUAUUAAAUUUCUCCAAAUCUGUUCAGAUGAAGAAAAAAAAACUGGAUGGAUUGAGGUUGAGUACAUUUUCAGCAUAUUUUUAUUUCUUGGUGAACUAUCCCUUUAAUUCACACAGAUGCAAAUGUACAUUCUGCCCAGAAUUCUUUGUAGUUUAAAAAUCCAACUGGAAAACAAACAAAAUGUUUGUAAGCCCUCUUUAUCACUUUUUUCUUUCCCUCAGUCUAUUCUUUGACAAGUAACUGGUUGAACUCUGAUUCUCUCAGUGGUUUCUCAAGCACACGGUACAUUAUGCUCCCCUGCUCUCUGCAUGAGGACACAUUAGUCACUCAGUGAGCGCAUAACACUGACAUUUUUUAAUUAGGCUAUUUUUCACACCACAUUAAUUAGCUGCUAGAUUUAACCAAAUGCCAGGCUGGGUGCUGAUAAUCUGGGUGCUGUCUGUGUAUCUGUGUAUUUAUGGCUUGUAGUAUGUUCUCAUAGACUGAACAUUAUGUGCAACUAAGAUGUUUCAGUCACAGUGCAAUUUUCAGCAGAAAGAAAAUGUCUCGAAGCAAAAAACCUUUGUCUAUUGUGAGCUAAGAGGUUUGCAAAUGGGUCUGAAGGGUACCAUGGUUACACAACAUCAUUAAGGACUUUUCUCAUCGUUAUCUGAAAUGAAACUUAAUGGCGUCACUAAAAUGUCUGGUAAGACACAAUUCUUCAUUCAUUCUUUUUUAUAAUCAGCAGCAUUUAACUGUAAUUUUAAUUCUCAAAACCCUCUCAAAAUGAACUUUUAUUCCCUCUACCAGUCUAACACCGACUAAAGGGUAAAGUGUCAAAAUCUCAUAUUACACCACACAGCAGCUGAAAGUGAAAUACUUUUUAAAAUGCCAUCGAUUUUCCAUUGUUGUUACAGGAGUCUUUUGGUUUAGUAGCACCUGAGCAGAUAAAACAGACUCAAGGGAAUCGAUGGCGUCUGGAGAGAAAGGUGGGACAGGAGCAGGUGUCAGCAAGGUUUUGCUUCCAACAGUGUAUGUGGAGCUCAUAGAGUAACCUGUUCCAUUCACAAUGGCUUAGUAUGAUUUUUCAAAACAAGAAGCAAGUAUUUGGUAAAUGAAAAUGCAUUGGGUUGUUGGUACCUGGUUAAUCACAUCUCUUCUUGGCCUUGGAAUGGGGCACAACACUUUAUUUGAAGGAUAUGACCGGACUCUGUCAGGCAACCAUCUGAAUAAUACUAAUUAUUCUUCAUAAAACAACCAUAUCACCUACCAAACAACCUACACACACACAAAACAAAGUGGUGGCUGGCUGCCAUGGACAAUGUGUGAUGUCACAGUUUAUAAAACAGAAUACCGAACACAAGUGUUGUACAUGCCCAAACAGGUCAUGAAAUGUUGCCAUGGAUAUGAACAAGUUGGGAGUUACUGUGCCUUGUCCUUGAACAGAAGUGCAGAAUUCACAUCCAAGCCAGGAAUGUGUCCCCCAACAAGAGCGACAGGGUCUCUGUGUAAUAAUUCAAACUCCUCUGGCUCUGUGUGCAACUGGGACAUUGAUUGUCCUCAGUGGCAAAAAUGCUGUCUGAUCGAAAACACCUCCCCUAUCUCUCAGUGCUCAGACCCAGUACCAUCAGUCAACAGAACCUGGUGCUUCAAUGUGACAAUAACAGUUAAGACAACCUAUGAGCUAGUUACCAUGAACAAAGGGCUCUUCAACCACACCAGACUGCUACACUCUGUGGUAACUGGUGCUCUGGGAAUUGAUCAAAUUUCUGUGCAUCAUAUCUGGUCAAAUUCAGCAGGGCCCUUCACAACCUCUUCUUCACUGCUGGUUUGUUCUUCUAAAGUUAUCUUACUAGAAGACAUCUCUACAAAACUGUAUCUGCUGGGAAUCAUUGAGGAGGUGACUAAUUUGGUGGUGCAAGAUGUGGAUGAAUGCACAGCUCCGCAGCUGAACAGUUGUUCUCCACAUGCAAACUGCACAAAUACAGUAGGGUCUUAUACAUGCGCUUGCCCUCCUGGGUAUCACGACCUCAGUCCUUCACAGCCAGGAACAGUUUGCUUGGCCCCCAGUGUCACUACACAACCUCCACCACCAACCACCACCACCACCACCCCAUCCUCGACUAUUCACUCUCUACCAUCACCAACCACCACCACCACCCCAUCCUGGACUACUCACUCUCUACCACCACCAACCACCACCACCACCACCCCUACCACUCUCAACCAUCCAACCACCACUACCACCACUCUCUCACCACCCACCAAACCAACCACCACCACCCCAUCCUGGACUACUCACUCUCUACCACCACCAACCACCACCACCCCAUCCUGGACUACUCACUCUCUACCACCACCAACCACCACCACCACCACCCCAUCCUGGACUAUUCACUCUCAACCAGAUAAUAAAACUGAUGGAGGACAAACAAGUACCUUCUCAACAUCCACUGCUGAAACCUCUUCCUUCGGCCAAACAUCUUCUACAUGUGACUACACACCUGAGAUCAUCAGCAUCCUCUCUUAUAAUGUCACUGCAUCAUCCUUCCAUGUGGCAUGGACCACCAACAUCCAGACCGAGGUCAUCUUCCACCUGGUUCUGCUAAACGGAAGCAAUGAGAUACAAAACUGUACAGUGAAAAGCUAUAAUUGGACAUUCAUAGACCUGAGUCCUGUGGUUCUUCAUACUGUACGUGUCACUCCAGUUGUCUGUGGUAAACAGGGAAACCCCACAGAGAUCAAAGUGAGAACAGAUGGACAGUCUCUUGGAGCUACAGCCCGCUUGAAAGGUGUGAAUUAUACAGAGGCCUUGAAAGACCCAACCAGUGAUGAAUAUAAGAAGUUCUGUGACAAUGUCAUAAAUGAGAUUCUUUUGUACUUGUCUCUAGAGACACGUGCACUAGUCAUCUCUGGACAGGUCAUCAUCCAGAUAACAUCCCUCUCAUCCGGCAGUGUAAUCGUGAACUUUUCCUUCAUAUUUCAACCCGGCUUGAACAUAUCAAGCGUGUCCAGUGCUCUAAUGGGGUCUCUUCAGAACAGCUCCAUAUAUGUAGUAGACAGUAACAGUAUAUACAUAGCAGAUCCAGAUGAGUGUUUUCUGGAUAAGGCGGACUGCUCUCCAUGGGCUUACUGUAAUAACACUUUUGGGUCAUACAUCUGUGGCUGUUGGUCUGGAUACACAGACUUGAACCCCAGUAGACCAGGGCGCAGCUGUGCAGCUUCACCUACAACAGUGACCAUUCAUCCCACCACAAACUAUCCUGGAGAACCUUCAGAUUCCAUGGGCACUACAACAUCUUCCACCACCAUGUUUGGAAACCAAACUAUGAGCAGUACAGCGAGCACAACUCAUCUUCAGCACAAUACAACAACGUCUUCAACUUCCACAGCUACUAACGAACCAACAACAGUGACGACCAACAGUCCUACAACAACACUUGCACCUACGACACAGAACUCUGUCAAAACUACAACUUCCAGUCAUCAGAGAUCAAACAAUCCACCACAUUUGAUCUCCAGUGUAGCUGUUGAGUGCAUCCCGGGGUAUGUAACAAUCGUUUUAAGGCAAGACGUCUUGCACAACCAUUACAUCCAAGAGAAUUCCCUGUACCUCGGUAAACCAGAAUGUGGUCUCAGUGGGGGAAAUACAUCCCAUGUAUGGCUCACUACAUCUUGGGAGAAUUGUGAUACUAAACUAACGCACAAUGGCACCCAUAAUUUAGCUAAUGUGACUCUAUAUAACAGUGUGAGCAACGUUUCUUCUGUGCGUCUGGAAAUUCCUGUCAUUUGCUCUUACCCCAGAGGCAUCCUCAUCUCCACGGGAUACGCCCCCUCAGGGUAUUUUGAUAUGAUCAAUGACCCAGUGGCAGGAUCGGGUAGUUUCCAGGUUACUGUGCGGCUGCUGAAUGGGACGAUUCCUUUACCUGACAAUUACACACUCUCCCCUGAUGAUGAAAUCAUUGUAGAGGUUGGGGUCAACACUACUAUCUCCCAAAUUAAAGUUGUCAUCGACAAGUGCUGGGCCACUUCCAGCAGCGACUCAUCAGAGUAUCCCUACUAUUUGUUUCAGGAUAGUGGGUGUUUGGUGACAAACCCAUACACAACUGUUCUUCAGAACGGAAACGACACUGUGGCUUUGCUAUCAGUGCGGAUAUUCAAAGUUGUAAAUCUCUACGUCAUCUACCUGCACUGCCAGAUCCAGAUCUGUGUUGAAAUUCAGGACGGCACCUGCAGACCUGCUUGUACGAAGACAUCCAGGUCUUCUAACGUAGCUGGAGUGACAAAGGCUUCAGUUGGACCCAUAAAGAGAAUACGUCCAAUCCAAACAGAUACAUCAAAUACUCUGCAGACUGUUGGAUUUAUUCUGCUCGGUGUUGGUGUGUUUCUGUUUUCUCUGGCUGCCAUUGCAGGAUUGGUGUAUCAUAAAAGGAAAAUCGGCAACUACAACUUCCGCUGUAAACCACAGGAGCAGAACUUCACCUAUCAUGUUUUUGACACGUAACUGCACACAAAUAGUUAACUGUAGUUGUAAACUGAUCGUUUUAUUAUUGGAUAUUACUAAUAGGCACAGUAUAUAGAAAAUUAAAUUAAUGGUUUCGAUAAAUGGAAUUAAUGGAUUUGACUCUAUUUUUGUAGAAAAACAAUCUACUAUGAAAGUUAUUCUUCAUUCUUCAAAACCAGUCAUAAUUCGCACUGGUAUAUUUAUAGCAAUAGCCAAAAAUACAUUGUAUGGGUCAAAAUGAUCGAUUUUUCUUUUAUGC
Cyprinus carpio (common carp) is the source of this 4751-nucleotide messenger RNA. It is a transcript of the gene umodl1, whose product is annotated as uromodulin-like 1. The transcript has 18 exons. The record is from RefSeq and is a predicted model, not a curated record. Lineage: Eukaryota; Metazoa; Chordata; Actinopteri; Cypriniformes; Cyprinidae. Gene Ontology annotation, molecular function: peptidase inhibitor activity; calcium ion binding. Gene Ontology annotation, cellular component: extracellular region; cell surface.